Messenger RNA from Phyllostomus hastatus (greater spear-nosed bat), 2344 nucleotides. It is a transcript of the gene CUNH14orf39, whose product is annotated as chromosome unknown C14orf39 homolog. The transcript has 20 exons. NCBI's taxonomy places the organism in Eukaryota, Metazoa, Chordata, Mammalia, Chiroptera, Phyllostomidae. Gene Ontology annotation, biological process: spermatogenesis; homologous chromosome pairing at meiosis; oogenesis. Gene Ontology annotation, cellular component: central element. The record is from RefSeq and is a predicted model, not a curated record. The coding region runs from base 110 to 2344 and encodes 744 amino acids.
UGGGGUCUGUCUUCGCGCCCCGGAAUUCGACUUGGAGUGGACUUGGGGGCCGGGAGAAGAAAGGGAGUGGAAGUCGGGGUCGCAGAGGGCCGUUGAGAUAGUGUCCAAGAUGAAUGACAGCCUGUUUGUCAGCUUGGACAGACUUUUGCUAGAAUUUGUUUUUCAGUAUGAGCAAGAUAUAAGCACUAAAGAAGAUAUGAUUCACCGAAUUAAUAAAAGCUUUGAUGAUAUUAAACAAAAUAAAGCAACUAUUUGUAAGAUACAGGAAACUAUACAUACAACAGAUGAGGAAAUUGGUUAUUACUGUAAACAUAGUAAGGAAAUCAAAGACAACUGUAGUAACUGGAAGCCAACAUGUGAUGUUUUUCAUAAACAUGAACACUAUAUGCAGGACCAAUUUACUAUUUAUCAAGAAACAAUUGAAAAAGACAAAAAAAUGUACCAUGGUUAUGUAUGUCAGUAUAAAGAUGUUUUGAAGCAAUACAAACUAAAAUACUCAGAAACACCUCUUUCACGUGAAUAUUACGAGAAGAAAAGAGAACAUGAAGAAAUUCAAAAGAGAGUUUUGGCAUGUACUGAACAACUAAAAAUGAAUGAAGCUAUUUUUAUGGAAUUUCUAGUGCCUGCUCCCUUUCCAUCACUUAUUAAAUGGACAUUACAUAUUGUUAAUUUGAGAUGUAAAACACAAGAUAUUCUUAGACAUGCCAACAAUUUUUCCAAAAUUUCAUGUGAGUUGAAGAAAGAAGUAGAUGAAGUGGAAAUAGAAAUUAAUUAUUUAAACCAGCAGAUUGGAAGACUUUAUGAAACUAAGAAUCUUUCAGAAACUCUGGAAGAAAAAACUAAAGAUACAGAAAAAAGAAAGGAAUUGAAAGAAAGAGUUUUUGAAAAAGAUGAACAGCAUGUAUUAAAUAAAACCUCUCAGAAAAGUCAAUUACUUCUUUCAAAUGAAUAUCAGAAAUUAGUCAGACCAAUAAAUGUUUUAUCAUCAGAACCAAGAGUUAUAGAUAAAAAAGAAGACAGUUUUGUGAAGCAGUCAAAACUUCCCCAUGUUGACUUCAAACAAAAAGAAAACAGUGUACAGGUAUUUAAUGACUCUGCUAUGAAUAUCCAUUCAAAAUGUUCACAUGUCACGGCUAUUAAAAGUUCACAGAAUUUUAUGCAGUUCAGAUUGUUAACCCCACAGAAACAAUCAAAUUUCAAUCAAUGGUUUGAUAAAGGAGACACAGAUGCUGAGUGUGGAGAUAAAGGGACAACAGGACAAUUGAAAGAAUCAAAAUGUACUUCACAAGUUAUAUAUGAAGAACAUUUUGGGAAGCCAAUAGAUAAUAAUGAUGGAGUAGAAGAAGAGGCUGAGAAUUUUUCACGAACUCCUGAAAUUCCUUUAUUUUUAAGAACUCCUGAAGCUGUGAAAACACCUGAAUCCUUGGAGAAAUUACUGUUCCCUAAAACCCCUCCAUUUGAAAUCAACAAAAACAGAAAUACAACGCCUGAAGGUCAGAUACAGAAGGAAUCCCCUGGGACUUCUUUUCUUAUGAGUUAUACUUCUAGAUCACCUGGAUUGAAUUUAUUUGAUUCUUCUAUAUUUAAUUCAGAAAUCUCAUCAGAUAAGCACUAUGAAAUAAAACACUACGAAGGAGAAGAAGGCUCUGGUGAGGACGGAGCAGCUCAGGAUGCAGCCAGGAGUGCAAUGAAAUUCCAGCACUUCCUGUGGGCCAGCCUCGCGAAACGCCAAGCCAGAGGAGUUGGGAAACCAGUGCUCAACAGUGAACACUUAAUAAAGACAUUCCUGGACCGAGACGGAGCUGUGCUGUUUGGUGGAUUGGAACACCUUCCCUGCUCCCCGCAAGCCGAGUAUGACUCAGAAGGCGUAUCCUUUCGCUUUUCCGGAGCAGUAGCCCGGACCUCUGGCCUCACAGGGCAGCCUGCACACUCGAGUUCUGUCAGUCUCAGGCAGCCACAGGCGGCUUGUUCCGCUUGCACGGAGCCAAGCAGGGUUUUCUGCUCUGUCCACGUCUGGGCCGUGGUGACAGUAGUGACGGGAAUGGAAGCGAGGUUUACCACGUGGAAAUCGUGGCUAAGACCCAUUGCACAUGAAAUUAAGCCUCCAACGUCGUUCCAUACCAUCCUUAGUGCGGGCGUGUCUGCUGCUUUACCAGCAGCACUGGGGCCUUGUAAGGCUGCAAGAGUUACCGGAUCCCAGCCUCACGCGCGUACCCUUGCAGGGCGACGAGCCGCGCCGGCCUGGAUGAAUGCUCGCUGGGCUCAGUCACCCAGGGACGUGAAAGAGGGGAGCCUCCUGAGCGCCGCUCCGAGCUGGGCGCCGGCGGGGUGGGAGGGCAGAUGA